Sinocyclocheilus rhinocerous is the source of this 1875-nucleotide messenger RNA. Its product is annotated as cadherin-12-like. Bases 1 to 1704 code for a protein of 567 amino acids. Gene Ontology annotation, biological process: calcium-dependent cell-cell adhesion; multicellular organism development; cell migration. The transcript has 8 exons. The record is from RefSeq and is a predicted model, not a curated record. Gene Ontology annotation, cellular component: adherens junction; plasma membrane; catenin complex. Gene Ontology annotation, molecular function: beta-catenin binding; calcium ion binding; cadherin binding. Lineage: Eukaryota; Metazoa; Chordata; Actinopteri; Cypriniformes; Cyprinidae.
AUGGAUAGGGAGGUUAAAGAAAUGUACCAGGUGGUCAUACAGGCUAAGGACAUGGGUGGCCAGCUUGGGGGCUUAGCUGGGACCACAACCAUCAAUAUCACUCUCCGUGAUGUCAACGACAACCCACCACGGUUUUCUAAAAGUAUCUUUCACCUGCGUGUUCUUGAAUCUUCACCUGUGGGCUCGUCGGUGGGGAGGGUCAAAGCUCAUGAUCUGGACUCUGGGAAGAAUGCUGAAGUGGAAUAUAGUAUCAUUCCUGGUGACGGGGGCUCCAUGUUUGAUAUUUACAGCAAUAAGAACACUCAUGAGGGAACAGUCAUACUGAAAAAGCGUCUGGACUACGAGACCAGAAAAGCCUACACCUUUAAAGUAGAAGCUUCAAAUGCAGUUCUUGAUCAUCGAUUCCUACAUUUGGGACCUUUUAAGGACACUGCCACAGUGAAAGUGAAUGUUCUGGAUGUGGAGGAACCUCCUGUCUUCAGCCGGCUGUCUUAUAACAUGGAGACAUAUGAGGACACACCAGUGGGCAUCAUCGUCGGAGCCGUCACAGCUGAGGACCUAGAUGUAGGCAACAGUCCUGUUAGAUAUUCAGUUGAGUGGAGAAAGGACUCUGAAAACCACUUUGACAUUGACCCUGUUGAAGGAACUCUGUCUGUCAGUGAAGCCCUGGACAGAGAGAGAAAUACAGAACACAACGUCACUGUUGUAGCAACAAAAGUUAACAACCCCCUGCUGUCCAGCAAAGUUACUGUCACAAUCAAGGUGCUGGAUGUCAAUGAGUUUCCUCCAGAACUUGCCUUUGUAUAUGAGACGUUUGUUUGUGAAAAAGCAAAAGUAGGACAGGUGAUUCAGAUCAUCAGCGCUACAGACAGAGACAUUCCUGCUGUAGAGCACCGAUUCUACUUCAAAUCUCCUUCACAGACCAGGAACAGAAACUUCACAAUCAGGGACUAUGGAAACAACACAGCUGGAGUGGUGACCAGGAGAGGGGGGUUUCAGAGACUGGAGCAGAGCAUGUACCUGGUGACGGUCGUUGUGGAGGACGGCGGGUACCCAAUCCGAAGCAGCACGGGGACGGUGUCGGUGCGGGUGUGUACCUGCGACACAGACGGCUCCCUCCUUUCCUGCAAUGCGGAAGCCGUCUUCUUUCCCAUGGGACUCAGCACUGGAGCUCUAAUGGCCAUAAUGCUGUGCAUUGUCAUUCUGCUGGUGAUGGUGGUGCUCUAUAUGGGCCUGAGAAAACACAAGAAGAAGGACACUCUGAUGUCGUCUAAAGAGGACAUCCGGGACAAUGUGAUCCACUAUGACGAUGAGGGAGGUGGGGAAGAGGACACCCAGGCCUUUGACAUAGGUACGUUACGCAACCCCAAAGGCAUCAAAGAGACGGCACAGCUGCAAAAAAUAAGAUCAGUGGAUGAGCCCGAUCGGGCUAGUGCGUGUAUGUCCAACGAGGACAGCGAGGACAUCCAAGCCUACAUCCAUCACUGUCUUCUGGAGAACUCAACACCUCCAUAUGACUCUCUGGUCAUGUAUGCAUAUGAGGGAGAGGGAUCGGUGGCCGAGUCUCUCAGUUCCAUUGAGUCCUGGGUGCUUGAACCCAAGGAGGAUUACAGAAAUCUCUGUGACUGGGGUCCUCGUUUCAAAACACUGGCUGGAAUAUUUAAAGAGCAUGAAUGUAAGGACAUGGAAAAGACAGAACAUUAAGCACAUGCUGAGGUGCUAAAUGACAGACUGGACUAAGAGCAUUUUCAGGCGCUCUGUGAAAAAACACAAAGUUUAUUUAUUUCAGGCAUGGCACUUAAAGGAAUAGUUCAAUCUAAAAUGAACAUUGUCAUGUUGUUCCAAACCUGUAUGACUUACGUUCUUCUGUGUAAA